Dendrobium catenatum is the source of this 272-nucleotide messenger RNA. RefSeq names its product coilin-like. The transcript has 2 exons. Gene Ontology annotation, biological process: spliceosomal snRNP assembly. The coding region runs from base 1 to 261 and encodes 86 amino acids. The record is from RefSeq and is a predicted model, not a curated record. NCBI's taxonomy places the organism in Eukaryota, Viridiplantae, Streptophyta, Magnoliopsida, Asparagales, Orchidaceae. Gene Ontology annotation, molecular function: U1 snRNA binding; U2 snRNA binding. Gene Ontology annotation, cellular component: Cajal body.
AUGCAGGAAAAUGACGGCGCUAUGGUUCGCUUUCGCUUGGUGUUCGACGAUCGUCAUCUCCUCGAUAAGUCGCAGCGUUCCCAGGGACUUCGCCGCUGCUGGUUUCGUCUUAAGCCCGACAUGAAAAACAUUGGCGAGCUAGCAUCCCAAAUCCGCGAGUGCUUUGGCAUCCGUCAUCGCAUUGUACUUUUUAUGGAUGAUUUUGUAUUACCAUCCUUCGAAUCAACGUGCAUCAUCACGGAUACAGAUAUAAUCAGGUGAGUUUUUUCCUU